UCAUCGGUGUUGACUUACUUGUCCAGUUGAUUUAUAGCCAAGGUUAAGUUUUGUUACUCUCAAUAAUCAUCUUUGAUUCGACAUUGCUUGUUAAGUUUUUUGUUGUAAAAUCAAAACUUAUCUGAACAAAAAGAAGAAAGUUCAGGAAUUUCACGAUUGUUUUCGAGCAAUUUGUUACAGCAAACAAACUCUUAAUUCCGAGUCAAUAUGAAGUGUUUUUUUUAAUUUUCUUCGCUCAGCAUUCUAGUUUAAAUUCUAAUAGUUAGAUAGAAAAUUAUCUAUUUAAAAUUCAGUAUAAGUAAUAAAUUGAUGAAACAAUAAAAAUGAAGGAAAAAAUAACAGUAUGUGGACCACCGAGCUUUGAAAUCCCGAAUAUUUCAUUCGGGCAAUAUAUUGUGGACCGAUUGCGUCAAUCGCCGCUUCAUAUUGUCCAGGUGGAUGCCAAAACAGGAGAAAUUUUAACAAAUUAUGAGGUACUUGAUAAAAGCAUCAAGCUAUCUAAAUAUUUGGAACAAAAGGGCAUCAAAGUUGGCGACACAGUUGCGAUAUCCAGUGACAAUAUUCUGAAUUAUUUUAUCGCAGUAUUUGGAACUAUUUAUCGCGGAGCUGCUAUUGCGCCAAUGAAUCCAGAUUAUUUAGAAGAUGAAAUAAAACGGUGCUGCAGAAUAUCACGCCCGCGGCUGAUUUUUGUAUCAUUAAAAACAAGAGAUAAAAUUUUUCACGCCACUAAAUCAUUACCUUGGAAAAUUGAAUUGAUUCAAUUAGAAACAUUGGAUAGCAUAUUAUCGAAAUUUGAUAAUAACAAUUAUAAAAAUAAUUUCUAUCAAAAUUUUCAACCCGAGAGCGUUAAAAAACCCAAAGAACAGGAAAUCGUUAUUCUUUACUCGAGCGGAACAACUGGAUUGCCAAAAGGUGUCAUGCUGUCUCACCACAAUGCCUUGACAAUUUCGUAUACUUUCAGAUCACGACAAUUCCGAGAGUUUCAGGAUAAAUCAAUAGACUUGAUAUUCUUGCCGUUUUAUCACGGGUACGGAUUCGCGAUGAUGAUGUCAAUCAUAACGAUGGGCACCACUGCGGUGGUGAUGAAGUCGUUUGAGCCGGAAUUAUUUUGCCGGGCCAUUGAAAAGUUUAAAGUAAAUACUUUACCGCUGGUUCCGCCGAUCAUGAUAUUCUUAGCCAAAAAUCCGAUUGUAAGCAAGUAUGACUUCCGAUCGCUCAAGGAGAUCAUUUGUGGCGCUGCUCCGUUGUCAAGAGAAGUCCGAGAAGCAGUGAAGUCUCGAUUUCCUUGGGCGAAAAUCCGAACUGGAUACGGGAUGACUGAGUUAUCAGUAGCAGUGUGUCUCAGUGAUCGGAACAGUCAGAAAUCGGAGACAAUUGGAAACCUAACAUCUGGUGUAUGCUGCAAAGUUAUUGAUCCCGAGACAUCAAAGUCUUUGAAGGCUUACGAAACGGGUGAGCUGUGCUUCAAGGGUGAUCAUGUCAUGCUGGGAUACAGAGAUGAUCCUGAGGCAACUGGUCAAACGAUUGACCAUCAUGGCUGGCUGCACACCGGCGAUCUCGGUUAUUUCGACCACGACGGUGAUUUAUUUAUUGUCGGGCGACUCAAGGAACUCAUUAAAUCUAAAGGAUACCAGAUAGCUCCAGCCGAAAUAGAGAAUAUACUCCUGUCACAUCCAGAUGUCAAUGACGCUGCGGUAAUCGGAAAGUAUGAUGCCACCGGGGACCAGGUUCCUGUUGGUUUUGUCGUUAAAAAACCCCAGUCCGAUGUUACGGCAGAGCAAUUACGCAAAUUUGUCGAUGAUAAAGUAUCAAUUCAGAAGCAUUUGAAGGGAGGUGUGAAAUUCAUCGACGCGAUUCCCAAGAGUCCGGCGGGGAAAAUACUGAGACUUCAACUCCAAUUGAAUUCAAAGCUAUAGUUGGUACAAAAUUGAACUGAAGAUAUAAAAAUGUUUUUUAUGCACUUGAAAAAUAUAUUAAUUUUUUUUUGUAUUUUUUAUGGAGAAAAUU
Molecule: messenger RNA, 2007 nt
Organism: Cotesia glomerata
Lineage: Eukaryota; Metazoa; Arthropoda; Insecta; Hymenoptera; Braconidae
Product: 4-coumarate--CoA ligase 1-like
Exons: 7
Coding region: 324-1916 (530 amino acids)
Biological process (GO): fatty-acyl-CoA biosynthetic process; long-chain fatty acid metabolic process
Molecular function (GO): long-chain fatty acid-CoA ligase activity
Source: RefSeq, a predicted model, not a curated record